AUGGAAUCGUCUGAAGUCGUCCUUCGUGAAUACUUGCGAAGCGUGCGCGUGUAUGACCUCUGCGCGCGCACCGACAUGGGCGCGCUGCUGCACCACUCCGCCGCCGUUUCCUGCCUCGCUUUGCACGGCAGCGGGAGUCGCCCCACUCACCUGCUCGCAGGCAGUGAAGACCGCACCAUCAGCCUAUGGGAGGUCGCCACGUGGCGGCAUCUAUCAAGCCUCAAAGGGCACAAGGCGCCUGUGAAUGACAUCGCAGUGCACCCAUCGGGGCGGGUGGCACUGUCAGUGGCGAGGGAUGCGGAGCUGCGCCUGUGGAACCUGCUGCAGGCGCGCUGCUCCUUCCGCACGCGCCUGCCCGCCGAGCCCCUCGCCCUCACCUACUCGCCCGGGGACGCUGCCUGCUAUGCGCUGGCCCUCAGGGGCGGUGCCGUGGCCGUGCACUGCUCUGCUGACGCCUCGCUCACUGCCACGCUGCCCCACCCCGCCUCCUGCCUCGCCCUCUCCUUCCUCACUCCACACGCAGUGGUGACGGGCGGUGAGGAGAGGGCAGUGAAGGUGUGGGAUGUGCGCCAGCUGCCGCUGCACCCCGCCGUGAGUGUGGCUGCUGCUCACAGCGCUCGCAUCCGCGGCGUGCUGGGGGCGCUGGCAGCUCGACGGGGGGGCGCAGGGGGGAGUGGGGGUGAGGGGAACGAGCUGGCUGCCGUAGCCAAGGCAGGCCUGACCGCUUGGCGCAGUGAGGGGGGAGGGGGUGAGGAUGGGGAGGAUGGGGAGGGCGAGGAGGAAGAGGGGGACAGAGGGAAAGGAGAGGAAGGAGGUGGCAUGGACGGUGGUGGUGGUAAGCGUGGCAAGGAGGAAGGGGUGGCAGGGCGGAAAAGGAAGAAGAGGGAGAGCAGAGGGCGCAGCAGCAGUAAUGGGGCAGCAGAGUGGAGUGAGUAUGUGGUUGUGUCGGCAGCAUCAGAUGGGUGCAUUCGCCUGUGGGACCUGCGCUCCCUCUCCUCCUCCACCCACGCACCUGCCACUGCACCCACCGCACCCACCGCACUCCCCCCUGGAUGCCUCUCUCAAGUGCUCACCAACGCGCGCCUCACGUGCCUUGCGCUCUCCGACCUCUCACCCCACUCCACAGCACCGCCCCGUCCUGGCAAGAGGGCAGGUGGUGUGGAGGGCGGUGCAGAGGCGAGGAAGAGGAGCAAGCGUGGGAAGCCGUGA
This is a messenger RNA of Closterium sp. Yama58-4, 1209 nucleotides long. NCBI's taxonomy places the organism in Eukaryota, Viridiplantae, Streptophyta, Zygnematophyceae, Desmidiales, Closteriaceae. The record is from the annotation of a GenBank genome assembly.